Ectocarpus sp. CCAP 1310/34 is the source of this 5683-nucleotide messenger RNA. The record is from the annotation of a GenBank genome assembly. NCBI's taxonomy places the organism in Eukaryota, Phaeophyceae, Ectocarpales, Ectocarpaceae.
AUGCGGGCGUGCACACGCCGUAGCGCACUCAAAGGCAGCCCGCGACAACACCUGCCGGGCGUUAGCUGGUGGGUCCGUAACUGCUCAUCUCGAUCUCUGCGGGGACAGCGAGUUUCAGCAGCAAGCUGGAGGGCACUUUAUGGUACAGCGCUUUGCCUGAAGUUGGCGGACGGAUUGACAAAUCUGCGCGUGCGAGGAAUAUCGGUUUGCAACUCAAACACAACACCUGCGUCGGUGGGCGAGGACGUCCGAGUCUUGACGUGGAAUCAGACAGGGCAGCCGUCAUUUCGAGCAGCUCGGGGGGACGGUAGUGGUGCAUGAGCGCGCCGAGCCUGACGGCACCUUGACGUCCCAUAGGCUCGGACUCACGUUCGCCGUGAUCGCGGCGGCGACGACAAGCGGCGAGUUACAAGAGAGGCUUUGACCGCCGGCGGCGUCAGCAAGAAGGAAUAGGCACCGGCACUGCUGUACGGUGGCAGCAGCGCCAGAACCACGAUGGUCAUCGUCCUAGCCGUCGAGGGCAUGAUGUGCCAGAACAACUGCGGCAGCACGGUACGGCAGGCUCUGACCUCGGUUCCCGGAGUCCUCCGCGCGGAGGUGUCUUUCGCCGAAAGCCGCGCGAGAGUGUGGACCGGCGACGGCAGCAUCGCCGGCGGCGACCCGGCCUUGUUGGAGUCUAUCGUCCGGGCGGUAGAGAGCGUCGGUUUCGGCGCAACGGUGCUGCCGGACGUGGUGCUUGAGGUGGAGGGUAUGAUGUGCCAGCGAAACUGCGGAACCACGGUCCAAGCCGCUCUCGCGGCCGCCGCCGGGGUGCACCGGGCGGAGGUGUCCUUCGCAGACCGACGGGCCCUGGUCUGGCUUCACGGCGGGACAGAGGACGCUCUAAUUGCCGCUGUGGAAGGGGUCGGGUUUGGGGCCGAGGUUGCUCCGGCCGUUGUGCUGGCGGUCGGGGGCAUGAUGUGCCAGAAGAACUGCGGCACGACGGUGCGGCAGGCCCUUGAGGCCGUGCCCGGCGUGUCCCGCGCCGAGGUUUCGUUCGCGCAGAAGCGAGCGCGCGUGUGGGGCGGUGGCGGUAGCGAAGGGGUGGGCUUGAGGUCGGCGGACCUCGUGGACGCCAUCGAAACGAUCGGUUUCGAGGCAGCCGAAGCCCCCGCCGUCGAACUGGAUGUCUCGGGCAUGAUGUGCCAGAACAGCUGUGGCACCACCGUGCGGCAGGCUCUCGAGAACGUCGCGGGAGUGUCGCACGCGGAGGUCUCUUUCGCCGAGAAGAGGGCCAGGGUCUGGGGUAGCAGCGGACGGGGAAUUUUGCUAUCCACCGGGACCCUUGUCGACGCCGUGGUCACGGUGGGUUUCGAUGCGAGCGGCGCCGCGGCGCCGGGGCCAUCACCACGACAACCACCACCGGCCGGUGUGAAUGGGAGGGCCCCUGCCAACAAGCAGCCACAGCACCAGCUACGGUUGUCUUCCGUCACCGGUAGAGAGCUGAACACCGAAAGUCGUGGCUCGAAGAAUGGGGGAAGAAGUGCCAGCGCCGUCGUCAUUUCGUCGAACGGUGGCGCCAAAGGAGGCCGGAGCGGCGACGUUCGCGGCGGCGGCGGGCAGCUGGUGUUGUCUACCGGGAGCUUCACCGUGGAAGGCAUGUCGUGCGCGGCCUGUGUGGGCAAGGUGGAACGGUUCGUGGGUGCGAUGAGGGGCGUCGGGGAAGUUCGCGUUGCUCUUCUCGCGGGCCAGGCAGAGGUCAAGUAUGACACGGAACAGCUUGCCCCGGAGGACAUCGCAAGAGGAGUCUCCAGCCUGGGGUACAAGUGCCAGCACCUCCGCACUGUCAGAACAAGCAAGGCGGGCGGCGGAGGGGGGGGGGGUAGGCCAAACACCCUGGAGGUGGAAGUUACCGGAAUGUCGUGCACCUCGUGCAGCGGGAAGGUGGAGCGAGCCGUGUUGGCCCUUCCCGGAGUCGCCUCGUGCUCCGUCAGCGUUACCACAGGCCGCGCUAGCAUCACUUUCAAAGGCGACGGAAGCAGUGGCAAGCCUUCGUCAAUGGAAGAGGGUACUGGAAAAGAGGCGAGCGGAGUGCGUGACGUCAUCCGCGCCGUGGAAGGUCUCGGGUUUGGCGCCAAGGCUGUCGACCUAGGCGGCGACGCCCUCUCGGGCAUGAAGCGGUUGCAGGAGAUGACGCGGAAGGACGUGGCGAUGUGGCGGCGUCUUUGCUUGCUCUCAGUCUUCUUUACGGUGCCCCUGUUGUUGGCGCAUUGGCUUCAGGUUUUGAUGCUCUGGGAGGGGCCACCGGUAGUGGGGGGCAUCUCGUUGUGCGACUUCGUGAUGUUCGUCCUGGCAACGCCAGUGCAGUUCGUGGUCGGGAGACGCUUCUACCGCGCCGCUUGGAUGGGCGUCAAGCACGGCAGCCUCGGCAUGGACGCCCUGGUCGUGAUAGGCACGUCGAGCGCGUACCUGUUCAGCGUGUGCGUGCUGCUGGUGAAGUGCUCGUUCGACCCCGAAUUCCCUUCUAAGUGCACCUUCGAGACCGCCGCGAUGCUGCUCACCCUCGUGAGCCUCGGCAAACUCAUGGAAGCCAUCGCCAAGGGGCAGACCUCGUCGAGCCUCACGGCUCUCGUGAAGCUACAGCCUAGGACGGCGCUACUUUUGCCUCCGCCAGGCGUUUCCGUGGGCACCGAGGUGGCGGGAAGCGUCAAUGGCCACGGCGGCGCGGUCGCCAAGAAGAAGCGGAGAGGAAACAAGAUGGAGAUGGAGUAUAAGGAGAUCGAUGCUGGCCUCGUCCAGGUCGGGGACAGGCUUCUGGUCAAGCCCGGGUCGCUGCUGCCCGCGGAUGGUGUGGUGGUAUCCGGAAACAGCACCGUUGACGAGAGCAUGAUCACCGGCGAGAGCAUGCCAGUGACGAAGGCUGCGGGAGACCUAGUCUUCGGGUCGACCGUCAACCAGAUGGGUUCCUUCACGAUGCUAGCACAGGGCGUCGGCAAGGACACCGCUCUCAACCAAGUGGUGAGGUUGGUCCAGGAGGCACAGUCGUCCAAGGCGCCCAUCCAGGCCUUCGCGGACCGCAUGUCUUCGAUCUUCGCCCCAGUGGUGCUCUCGUUGGCCAUGGUCUCCUUUAUCUCCUGGUACGCGCUGCUCUCUCAAGACCCCCGACCCACCUGGCUCGGGAAGCUCGCCGAUCCUCCGGUAGGGAGCACAGCCACAGACCCUUUCCUGUUCGCGCUGCUCACCGCUGUCGCCGUCACUGUGGUGGCUUGCCCCUGUGCCCUGGGCCUGGCGACCCCCACCGCGGUGAUGGUGGGCACGGGGGUGGGCGCUAAGAACGGGGUGCUGAUCAAGGGGGGGGCGGCCUUCGAGGCUGCGCACAAGGUGGACACGGUGCUGCUGGACAAGACCGGCACGCUUACGAUGAACAAACCCACCCUCACGGACGUGUUUUCGCAGGGCGCGGCAAACACGAAGGACUCUGUACUAGCCCUGGCGGCCUCUGCCGAAGCUUCUAGCGAACACCCGGUGGGCUCGGCGAUCGUCGAGGCGUCUCGAGCGAGAGGGGUUUCCAAGCUAGAGCCUGUCGUCGAGGGGUUCCAGGCUACCCCGGGGAUGGGGGUUUCGUGCACGAUCGUCGAAGAUCGUGGCGGGUCUGCUUCCGGCACAACCGGCGAGCGUCACCGGAAGAUGUCCAAGGGCGACCUCGUGCUCGUCGGGUCGAGGACCUGGCUGUCUCGGCACCACGUACGCAUUCCCCCGGAGAUCGAGGGGCACGCCGCGUCUCUGGAGUGGCAAGGGAAAACGGUGGUGUUUGUCGCCGGCGGCGGGGAGACUAAAGGAGUCCUGGCCGUCGCGGACAGCGUAAGGCCGGAGGCCAGGGAGGCUGUGGGGACGCUGCACAGGAUGGGGAUCAGCGUAUGGGUUGUGACCGGAGACAACCGUGCAACCGCAGAGGCGGUGGCAGCGAUUGUCGGCAUCCCCAGGGGGAAGGUGAUGGCCGGCGUCCUUCCUGCAGACAAGUCGAGAAAAGUUCAGGAGUUGCAGAGAAUGGGACAGGCGGUUGCUAUGGUCGGGGACGGGGUCAACGACUCUCCUGCCCUGGCCAUGGCUGAUGUUGGCAUCGCCGUCGGAGCAGGGACCCAGGUGGCUGUGGAGGCCGCGGAUAUGGUGCUGGUGCGGUCCGACUUGAGGGACGUGGUGGUGUCGCUUCACCUGAGCCGAGCGGUAUUCCGCCGCAUUCGAAUGAACUUCGUCUGGGCCCUCAGCUACAACGUGGUGGCUCUUCCGCUGGCCGCGGGUCUCCUGAAGCCGUGGUUAGGCCUGGGCGUGACCCCGGCCCUUGCGGCCCUCUUCAUGGCUUCUUCGUCCAGCCUCGUCGUCUUGAGCAGCCUCGGCCUGAAGCUGUACACCCGCCCUGGAGAGCCAGCCCCGAGAGAGUCAGUGGUGAGGUCCUGCAGGAGGCGGCUGGGUCUGCCGACGCCACCCCCUCCACGACACGGCGGCACCAGUUGGAACAACCCCAGGGUGCACGAUCGUCAACGGCGAAAGUCUUGGCUCGGCAAGGAGUUCUGGCUGGAGCUGGGGUCCCGGCGGCCGUGGAGGACAAGGGAGAAGAGGAGGGACGUCGGAGGGGGGUGGGGGGGUAGUAAGCGGUUCCAGGCGGGGGAGGCGUCGCCCCUUCUCGGGCCGGGUCAGUUCCAAGUAUGAUGACUGUUAUUGUUGUCGGCCGUACCGACCAAUCUGGUGUGUCUUGACGCCUACCUCAGGUUGCAUGACGUAAGAUAUCAACCUACAGCAUCUUUCUGGCUUCCAACACAGCGGGCCUCCAGGCAGCAGAAGUUGCCCUCCCUCUGUGGCUUGGAAGAGCCCUACGGAGGGAGUUGCUUACUUAGAGGUGGCCGCACCACGAUGUGCCGGUACGUGUCACCCGUAGCUUGCGGGUGGGCGGGCGGGUGAGUUAAUGUGUGACAUCACUGGGGAUAUCAUCUAUUUGAGUGUUUGCCAACCACAGAAACUUUUUUUUUUGUUUUGUCCCGGUUGGUCGCUUUGACGACGUUGUUCGUCGUGACAACGUCGGGGUACAGCAUUGUCAUGGUAACGACAGUUCUAGGCCGUAGUGAAUGGCAAGUAUCGAUUAUUGUGUGUCUGUUCUGUCUGGGUUCGUUGUUGGUGUUCGGCGCUGUCGUAAGCAAUUUCUUUUUCGUACAACUUUUUUUUUCAGUGUUGCAUGUUUUCUUCGUCAGGAAGACGACACUGAUGAAGCGUGUUGUCGUUCCGUGUGGGGCAUUCUUUUCAGUUCAACAUUGCGUGCUGUGUUUUGUGUUUCGCGAUGCCUUUCUCUCAAUACGUGGUUUGGUGUGACACAUAUGCAGUUUUAGAGGUUAAGGUUAGGGUAUAGGUAUGCCGUCCUGCGAGACGCUACUGGGUGUUGCUGUAGUGAGACGUGUCGUGCUUCAAUUUAGACGGGCGUUGGUUGAUGGAGAUGGGUCUCGAGUGUUGUUGCUCAGCGUCGCGCGUUGCCGUCGUCCACGUUCAGUAGCGGGGGCUUCAUGAAUCGGAAAAAUGUCGGCCGUUCUUGUUCUCUUAUCACUAAAUAAAUUUGAUACCUUCUCAUUGAUGGUUCGGAUACCACGGUGAUAUGGACGGACAUCCACGGACUCAAGCUUUCGCAAUAGGCUGACAGAUGUUCAUUUUGGCUUCUUUG